Molecule: messenger RNA, 1750 nt
Organism: Doryrhamphus excisus (bluestripe pipefish)
Lineage: Eukaryota; Metazoa; Chordata; Actinopteri; Syngnathiformes; Syngnathidae
Gene: aurkb
Product: aurora kinase B
Biological process (GO): protein phosphorylation; SCF-dependent proteasomal ubiquitin-dependent protein catabolic process
Cellular component (GO): cytoplasm; SCF ubiquitin ligase complex
Molecular function (GO): protein binding; ATP binding; protein kinase activity
Source: RefSeq, a predicted model, not a curated record
CAGAGAUCGGCUGCCCAAUCAGCUUCGUCUUUUGUGACAGUUUGAAAACGUUGGCGGCCGUGCAAAUUAAGUGUACGACUGAGGAGUUUUUGCCACGCUUUUGAAGUCAUUACCCACUGAUUUUUUUUCCCCACGAACAUGCAGAAUAAAGAGAAUUGUGAGCCUCGGACUUUCCAGCGGCCGUUUGCCACCCCAAGUAUGGCGGUGGGCCCACAACGUGUUCUAAUGAAGCCGCGGCCAGACACUACUGACAAAAAUGUCAGCACAGGACCAGGAAGAGAAUGUGUCACUUCGUCUUCUGGUCCAUGUGCAAAGAAGAUCACCAUCGAUGACUUUGACAUCGGUCGACCCCUCGGGAAAGGCAAGUUUGGCAACGUGUACCUCGCCAGGGUGAAGAAGAUGCAUGCCAUCGUGGCUCUGAAGGUGCUCUUCAAGUCAGAGAUGGAGAAAGAGGGUGUGGAGCACCAGCUGAGGAGGGAGAUCGAGAUCCAGGCCCGUCUCAAGCAUCCCAACAUCCUUCGCUUUUACAACUACUUCCACGAUCGAAAGAGGGUGUUUCUGGUGCUGGAGUAUGCUCCACGUGGCGAAAUGUACAAGGAGCUACAGAGGUGUGGACGAUUUGACGAGAAGCGUGCCGCCACUUACAUGGAGGAGAUAUCUGACGCACUCCAGUACUGCCACGAGAGGAAGGUGAUCCAUCGCGACAUCAAGCCAGAGAAUCUACUCCUUGGCUACCGUGGAGAGCUAAAAAUAGCCGACUUUGGUUGGUCCGUACAUGCACCUUCUCUCAGACGUCGUACAAUGUGCGGCACGCUGGACUACCUCCCUCCCGAGAUGGUCGAGGGCCACACCCACAGCGAGAAGGUGGACUUAUGGUGCAUCGGGGUCCUCUGCUACGAAUGCCUGGUGGGGAACCCGCCCUUUGAGACGUCUAACCAUGCCGAAACGUACAAAAGAAUCAUGAAGGUGGAUCUGAAGUUCCCUCGGAUUAUCCCAGACGGAGCACGGGACCUGAUCUCCAAGCUGCUCCGCCACUGCCCCAGCGAUCGCCUCUCCCUGCAGAGCGUUAUUGAUCACCCGUGGGUGCGUUCCAACUCCCGCCGGGUCUUGCCUCCUAGCUGUCCUACCGACACCUUGUGAGCCCCCAAAUCAAACCCCCUCACCCCUUCCAGGGCUGUUUUUUUUCCCUUUUUUAUUCUGUCCACUUUCAUUCUACUGCCAUGGUUUUGUGGUGGAUAGAAAUUAUUCUUCUUCAUUUUAUAUUGUACAGUGUGGUGUAUAUUUUAUCUGUCGUCAAGAGGUAUUGUUUUAUUGUCAUUUUUUUUUCUCUGACAAAUGUUUCUGAUGGUGUUGACACCAAAGUACUCCUCAACACUGCCUCAAGAUGCGUGGGGCUUUUAAGUAAAGCUACAAUUCUAAUAAUAAACAUCAUAAUGCUGUUGUAGGAUGUUAUUACAAAGGAGGUGGUUUUAGAGUGAAAUAUAGGAAAAUGUAUGGUAAUGUACUGUAGCAUCAAUUUUAAAAAAUGGACAGGCAUUGGGUACUGCUGGGAAAUAAUGAAAGGGGAAAAGAACGGCAAAGAAGUGUUUGGUGAUGGUUUCAGCCUUAGUCUCUUUUUAUUUUAUUGAUAAAAGCACAGUAACCAAAUUUUUCAUAAAGAUACACUUUUUUUAAAGCCACCUGACUGUACUAUCAAUGUUUCAAUAAUGAGACAAAUCAGCCGCUUGUCAACUUUUAUUUGAUAUUUCAU